GUGCUACGUUCACCUCAUCCACCUCAGUCAUGGACCAAACAUCUUUCCGCAAGCUCCUCCAAACUCCUAACGCUUCCUCGUCCUCUGCUGGGGCAUCCUCGGCGCAUGUACGCGGCUCACUGCUCGUCGCCGCCACAGCAGGCAAGAGCAAGAAGGCGAAGACGAUCGACGCGUCGCAGCCUGCGUUUAAGCCGCGGCAGCUGAAGAAAGGCACAAAGGGCGAGACGUACAGGAAUCGCGCAGAGGAGCGGCGCAUAGGCGCACCCAACGACUAUGCGCAGGUAGAAGCGCUUGCGGACGAGUUUGAGAAGCGCAACGCGGACAACGAGGAUCGCGACGCGGUCGAAGAGCAGCGCAAAUACCUAGGCGGCGACAGCGAGCACACCGUCCUCGUCAAAGGUCUCGACUUCGCGCUCCUCGAGCAGGCGCGCGCACGCGUUGCCGCGGAGUCUGCCGCGACCGACGACGUCUCGCUCGAGCAGGCCUUCCUCGAGUCCGCCGCACAGCCCAAGAAGCGCACGCGCGCGGAGAUCCUCAGCGAGCUCAAGAGCAAGCGCGGCUCUGGCACGGCGGCGGCGGCGGACGUGCCUAUACCGAGCGUAGUAGACCCCGCUCUUGAGGCGGCGAAGAAGGCGGGCAAGUUCAAGCCUAUUGGGUUUAAGCCUGUUGGAGGAGCAGCGGAGAAGGUGAAGCGGAAGAAGAAGGUGAAGGCGGGCGAGCCGGAGGAGAAUGCGGAGCGCAAAAAGAAGCGCAAGGUCGUGCCUGCUUCCACCACCACAAAGGCUGUGGAGGAGCACCUCGAACAGCAUACGUCCAACGCUGCAGCCUCCCCGGAACGCGAAACAGUGAAGCAGUCCGAGGCCGGUCCGUCAUCCCCGGUGACAAAGCCGCCACCAGAACCGGAGCCGGUCGACGAGAACUUUGACAUAUUCGCCGACGCGGGGGAGUACACCGGCGUAGACCUCGGCGACUCAGACGAAGAAGACAAGCCAGGCACGUCGGCCCCGGUGCGGGACGCAGACGAAGAGGGCGAGGUGCAGGACGGCGGCGCGCCCCGUCCCCGCAAAUGGCUCGCGACCUCGGACGACGAACGUGAAGAGGGCCGAGCGGCCUCUCACCCGCCAGAACGCGCACGCUCGAACGAGUCCCGGUCGCGUUCUGGGUCGCCCCAGCGGCGGCCCGAGGAAGACGGGGAACUACAGGACGAGGAGGAGGAAGAGGAGAGGCCGAUGCGUCUGCAGCCGCUCGCGUCGUCGGUGAUGCCGUCCAUCAAGGACUUGCUGGCGAUGAACGAAGAGGCAGAGAAGGCUGAUAAACGGAGAGCAAGGAAGGAGAAGAAGAAGGGUGGAGGCGGCGGCGGCGGCGCAGGAGAAGGUGCUACGGGUGGUAGUGCCGGCGGUAGGAGCGAGAAGGAGACGAAGGCAAAAGUGGAUCGGGACUAUCAGAAAUUGAAGGCCUACACGGACAAGAAGGCGAAGUCAUGAACUCCCGAUGCUGCUGCUCGCGUAUAGUGUACAUUAUGCCUCAUCAAAAC
Messenger RNA from Trametes versicolor FP-101664 SS1, 1534 nucleotides. RefSeq lists its product as uncharacterized. Bases 30 to 1484 code for a protein of 484 amino acids. Gene Ontology annotation, cellular component: nucleus. The transcript is spliced from 4 exons. Gene Ontology annotation, biological process: mRNA splicing, via spliceosome. Lineage: Eukaryota; Fungi; Basidiomycota; Agaricomycetes; Polyporales; Polyporaceae. The record is from RefSeq and is a predicted model, not a curated record.